Peronospora farinosa is the source of this 1593-nucleotide messenger RNA. Lineage: Eukaryota; Oomycota; Peronosporomycetes; Peronosporales; Peronosporaceae. The record is from the annotation of a GenBank genome assembly.
AUGCUAUCACCACCACCAGCAGGACGAGAGCGUCGGCAGUUGCCGUACGAAGCACUCGAUCCGGAAUGGGAAGCGCAGGAAUUCCAAAAGUUUCAAGAUGUAACUAAUACUACUACUCGACAAGAAGUUCCAUAUGGUGCGUAUCUAUUUGGGCGAUUAAUGCAGUCGGGUUUGCAUCAAAGUUGUCGGCCGGCGCUACCCCCGGAUGUCUCCAAGCUCCAUGGUUUUACUAUCGAGGGCAUGUGCAUCUUACAGGUAGUGGACGUAGCGAAUAUUAGUGCCAAUUACGAACAUCGCACGGAGUUUUCGGCUGCUGGACCAGCACGUACACUUAAACUGGGGCUUACAGACGGCCAUCAAUUGGUGUUUGGCUUUGAAUUUACUCCACUACCGCAAUUUAGUGUCAACAUGCGCCGUGGCACCAAAGUUGUGAUGGAAAACGUACCUGUAAGGCACGGAUUGCUCCUGCUGGCACCUGACAAUUGCCAGCUACUAGAGGCAUCGUCCAACCACUCGCGACGUGAUAAUGGAGAAAUGCAACAAUCAGCAGACUUGAUCGGAGUGGGUACGGGAGCAUACUCCGCUGCCCUGGUGACUUCGCAGUUUCACACUUCACAACAGCAAUUGCUUGCAAGUCCACCGGCAAGCACGCAGCAGCCUGUUGUUUUGUCUUUGGCGACGACUAGCGCAUCCGACAGUACUUCUUGGGCACAAGUUAAAAGUAAAGAUGCAGCCUCGUUGUCACGCGUAGAGCCUGCGCGGAGCACGAGCAACGUAGCUGCCAGCACUGUUCCGAGUGCUUCCGUUCCGGCAGUGUUUGUAGAUGUACCUCCAUCGGACGAAGACUUGGACAGCGAUACGACCGAUCCAAUGGUGGAGCACCUUUUCUACAGCCCAAAGACUCCUCGGUACCCAGCUAGUCUUGAUGGUAUAAAGACUGCACAAGCUGAUAUCGAAGAGGUUCCCAUCAGGAAGCGGCCUCGUUCGCCGCCAGUGGAGCAAGAAGCGGGAGUUAGGCCUCCAUUACAGCAGAAUUUGACACGACUAGUGGGCGCAAUGGUCGGUGUACCCGCACAUGCGUCGAGCUCCUCGCUGCUGGAUCAAGCUACAAUGGCAGGUGCCACAUGUGCACCGCCAAAUCCAACGCUCCCGUUUCAGUAUUUUGAAGCAAGAUUGUCCACGCUGUCCAAACCGGUACAGUCGACUUCAUUCCAGGUUCGUGCGUGCAUCAAGUCUGUCGUAGGCUUUCAAUACAACACUGGUCGAUACCAGCUUCGAGUUUCUGUUGAGGACUGCACUGCAACGAAGGAAGCGGACGUGGCUGACGAUUUUGUAACGCGACUCAUGGGUGUACCGUGCUCUGUAUUUAUGGAAACCAUGCAAACGAAAAUGCAAAUUGCGCACGGAUGGGCGGCUACUAUGCAGUUUGCACUCAUGAACCUCGAAGGAGUCAUGACGUUUGCGUCUAGUGGAGCGACAUCCUCGCCAGAACCAUCGCCGCUUUUGCUAGUAGACUGCCGUGAUUUUGAGUUGUCUGAUACUCGCGCGCUGCUGCAGCGAGUGAAAGCUGCGCUGUCUUACACACCUCGGUAA